Messenger RNA from Salvelinus sp. IW2-2015, 1620 nucleotides. NCBI's taxonomy places the organism in Eukaryota, Metazoa, Chordata, Actinopteri, Salmoniformes, Salmonidae. The record is from RefSeq and is a predicted model, not a curated record.
AUGACUGAUGGGAUUCAGAUAUUUGUGCUGUGUCACAGUCUGCUCCAGCUCACCCAGUUGCUGCACAGUGCCUACUUCAAGAGCUGCAUCACCACCAUUGAACGUCGCUUCGGUUUCAACAGCAUGUCUAUGGGCACCGUCUCCUCUCUGCACGAGAUGGGGAACAUGGUGCUGGUGGUGUUUGUCAGUUACUUUGGGAGCCGGGUCAACCGGCCUCGUUUCAUUGGCUUUGGGGGGCUGCUCAUGUCCUGUGCUACUGCCACCUUGGCCCUACCUCACUUCCUGUCCAGGCCCUACCAGUACCACUUUAUGUCAGCUGCCGGUGGGUCAUGGGACACGUGUGUUCCAAGGGAGAAUUCCUCUGCCCCUGAAGUGUGCAGACAGGGGGGCGGUGGGGACCCCUCUGAGGUGCGGACCCAGUGGCUGACCAUGGCAGCUGCCCAGGUGCUGUUUGGCAUUGGCUCGGUGCCCAUCCAGCCCUUUGGCAUCUCCUACAUAGAUGACUUUGCUGAGCCUGGGAAUUCAGCUCUUUACAUUGCCAUCCUUUUCUCCAUCUCUGUGUUUGGGCCAGCCUUUGGGUACCUCCUGGGUUCCAUGAUGCUCCGAAUCUAUGUCGAUGUGGACAAGACAGACAGUCCGUUGGACCUAACUCCGUCUGACCCUCGCUGGGUUGGGGCAUGGUGGAUGGGCCUGCUGGUCUCCUCUGGAUGUCUGGCUCUGGCCUCCAUCCCCUACUUCUUCUUCCCCAGGGUCAAGGUCCCGGCCCAGGCCAAAACUUACACCAUGUGUAGCUGUGUGACCACUCUGUCUGCUGUGCCCGCUGGCGCGGCUGGUAUGGGGAUAGGUAGGGCCCUCCCAGGUUCUUGUACCAAGAGCUGCCCUCACCUCGUCCUGCCUGCCAUUCUCCUCAUCGCCUUCGCUGGCUUCAUUGCCAGCCUCUCCCACAACCCCAUCUAUAUGAUGGUGCUCAGGACAGUCUUUCAAGAGGAGAAAUCUUUUGCAAUUGGAGUCCAGUUCCUGCUGAUAAGAAUGCUAGCCUGGCUGCCAGCCCCUGCUGUGUUUGGGCUGACCAUCGACUACUCCUGUGUCUGGUGGAAGCACGCCUGUGGGAAUAAACAGGGCGCCUGUGGUUACUACGACAACAACAUCCUUCGGAACAGGUACUUUGGGCUGCAGGUGGGUUAUAAGUGCCUGGGGUUGGUGCUGCUAGCUCUGGCAGGCUGGAGAGUACAGCACACACCUUGUCUGAGUAUUGAGAAGGAGCCUGAGGUGCCGGUGUGAGAGGCCAGCACUGACCCUGAGGGGCCACUGGGGAAAGGGUCAAGACCAUUGGUUCCUACGGCUCAAGUUAGAGCACAAUACUGGCAACACUAAGGUUGCAGGUUCAAUUCCCGCAUCGGCCAAUUAAACUGAAUAUGUGUCACUGUUAACGACAGCUGUCUUAGUCGCGUUGGAUAAAAGUGUCUGCUAAAUGUUAUUAUUAUGUAGUAUCAUCAAUGAACGUGUUUUAUUUUGGAAUAUAAUCAAUAUUGACAUAGUUUCUUCCAUUAUUUUAAGGGACUUUUGAUAACCUCACAUGCGACUUUGAUAAAGGAAUGUUUUUGGUUUGCUUAUCAUGAA